Dreissena polymorpha is the source of this 1838-nucleotide messenger RNA. Its product is annotated as cytosolic non-specific dipeptidase-like. The record is from RefSeq and is a predicted model, not a curated record. Gene Ontology annotation, biological process: proteolysis. Gene Ontology annotation, molecular function: metallodipeptidase activity. The transcript is spliced from 13 exons. Gene Ontology annotation, cellular component: cytosol. Bases 152 to 1567 code for a protein of 471 amino acids. NCBI's taxonomy places the organism in Eukaryota, Metazoa, Mollusca, Bivalvia, Myida, Dreissenidae.
UCCAGGGCGAAGCGCAUGACGCACAUUUUACCGCUUCACGUGACGAUUAUAAUGAUCACAUGUACAUUUAGAUCACGUGAAAGGGUGUACUUUGGCAGAGAGUUGACAGAUAGAAAGAGUGGAAAACCCGUUAAAAACAUUCUCCGCGACGAUGGAAGAUCUAUUUAAACACAUUGAUGGCAAUGUAGAGAAGUAUAUCAAGCGUCUUGCGGAAACAGUUGCCAUCAAAAGUGUGUCAGCAUGGCCCGAAACUCGUCCAGAAAUCAAGCGAAUGAUGGAAUGGACAAAACAGGAAAUGGAAAAGCUUGGAGCUACCUGUGAGCUGGAAGAUAUAGGUGAACAGACCCUUCCUGAUGGCUCCAAACUCCCUCUGCCCCCAAUACUGCUGGGGUCUUUGGGAAGUGACCCAAACAAGAAAACCCUGCUCAUAUAUGGCCAUCUGGAUGUACAGCCUGCUGAAAAGGGGGAUGGCUGGGACACAGAACCCUUUGUGUUGACAGAGAAGGAUGGCAAACUGUUUGGUAGAGGUUCCACAGAUGACAAGGGGCCUGUUCUGGCAUGGCUCAACUGUCUAGAGGCCAUGAAAGAGCUUGGACAAGAAGUUUCCAUCAACCUGAAGUUCAUAUUCGAGGGUAUGGAGGAGAGUGGGUCAGAAGGUUUGGAUGAUUUGGUCUUCGCAAAGAAAGAUACCUUCCUCAAGGGUGUUGACUUUGUUUGCAUCUCUGACAACUACUGGCUUGGGAAGAAGAAACCGUGCAUCACUUAUGGACUGAGAGGUAUCUGCUACUUCUUUGUGGAAGUUUCUUGUGCUGAGAAGGAUCUUCACAGUGGAAUCUAUGGCGGAUCUGUGCAUGAAGCCAUGGGGGAUCUUAUCCACAUCAUGGGGUCUCUUGUGGAUGUGAAUGGUAAAAUCCUGAUCCCAGGGAUUACUGACACUGUCGCACCACUUACAGAAGAGGAGACCCUUGCUUAUGGACCAAUUGACUUUGAUAUGGAGGUGUUCAGGACUGAUAUCGGCGCACACAAACUGGUCCAUGACAAGAAGGAGCAUGUCCUCAUGUCGCGCUGGCGAUACCCUUCCCUCUCUCUCCAUGGGAUUGAGGGUGCAUUCAGUGGAGCGGGCGCCAAGACGGUCAUCCCAAGGAAGGUGAUUGGGAAGUUCUCCAUUCGUCUUGUACCUGACAUGGACCCAGCUGAGGUGGAGAAACAAGUCAGAACACAUGUUGAGAAGGUCCAUAAGAACCGAGGCAGUCCAAAUAUCAUGAGUGUGUCCAUGGGUCAUGGUGCAAAGGCAUGGGUGAGUGACUUUAACCAUGAUAACUACUUGGCCGGUAGGAAAGCAGUGAAAACAGUGUUUGGCAUUGAGCCUGACUUGACCCGUGAGGGUGGAAGUAUCCCUGUGACCUUGACCUUUCAAGAGGCGACGGGAAAGAAUGUGAUGCUGUUACCCAUUGGUGCCUGUGAUGAUGGGGCACACUCCCAAAACGAGAAGAUAGACAAGUCCAACUACAUUAACGGGAUAAAACUGUUAGGUGCCUACAUGGAUGAGCUUGGAAAGACCGCCUGAACAGCUGUCUAUAUUGGACCUGUGGAGUGAACCGACGUAUUAUGUCAAUUAAAUUAUAUGUCUCAUGAUAUUGUAUUAAUCAGAAGAGAAACAUUGCGCAAGAGAUUAGUUAUCAAAGAAAAUCUGUGUUGCUAGAUGCAAGAACUAAGAUACAUAUGUAUUUAUAAAAAAUGAAUGUUUCUUUUUGCUUUAUGAUGAUUUAAAUAUAUAUAUAUAUAUAUAUAUUGAUUGAUUAUGGUGCGUUUUUUAAAAUAAAUAACUUAAAAAGUUA